Melospiza georgiana is the source of this 1158-nucleotide messenger RNA. It is a transcript of the gene TTC1, whose product is annotated as tetratricopeptide repeat domain 1. The transcript is spliced from 8 exons. Lineage: Eukaryota; Metazoa; Chordata; Aves; Passeriformes; Passerellidae. The coding region runs from base 133 to 999 and encodes 288 amino acids. The record is from RefSeq and is a predicted model, not a curated record. Gene Ontology annotation, molecular function: protein binding.
AGUGCCCCGGCCCUGUGUCCCUGCGCGGGACAUGGAAUGCAGGGAAGUUUCCCCCGCCCCGAAAGAUGCGAGUUUCCCUUAAGGAUGUCAAGAGCACUUUAAAGAUUUGUAAAUGCGGAUAAGGAGCCCAGCAUGGAAGAAUUUAAAGCUGCAAGCCCACUUGAGGAGUCACUGAAUCACCUGAAGCUGUCGGAUCAGAAGGCUCCAGAGACUGCCCCCAGGGAUGGCCAGCACCCCCAGAGCCUGGACAGGGGCUGUGCCCCCUCCCCAGGCCAGGAUCCCUCAGAGGAGUGCUUCCAUGACUGUCACGACUCCUUUGGGGCCCAGGGAGCUGUGCUGGAUGAUGAAGGGAACGCUCAGGAGGACGGGAGUAGCUCCAGGAAGCAGACAGAGCUAGAGGAAGAAUACUUGCUAGAACUAGAGAAAGAUAUGCCAGAGGAGGAGAAACAGAAAAGAAGAAAGGAGAGCACAGGGCUGAAGGAGAAAGGAAACGAGCACUUCAAGAAAGGAGACUUUGGAGAGGCAGAAGAGUCCUACACCAAGGCCCUGCAGAUCUGCCCAGCCUGCUUCCAGAAGGACAGGGCUGUUCUCUUCUCCAACAGAGCUGCUGCAAAAAUGAAACAGGACAAGACAGAGGCUGCCCUGAGUGACUGCACCAAAGCUGUGGAAUUAGACCCUCACUAUGUCAGAGCUUUGCUGAGGAGAGCAGAACUCUAUGAAAAAACAGAAAAAUUAGAUGAAGCUCUGGAAGAUUAUAAGGCAGUCCUAGAAAAAGACCCCUCAGUUCAUCAAGCCAGAGAAGCCUGCAUGAGAUUACCACAGCAAAUUGAGGAGAGGAAUGAAAAAUUAAAGAAAGAAAUGUUGGGCAAACUGAAGGAUCUGGGCAAUUUGGUGCUGCGUCCCUUUGGCCUGUCAACAGAGAACUUCCAGAUCAAACAGGAUUCAUCAACUGGCUCCUACUCCAUCAACUUUGUUCAAAACCCCAACAACAACAGAUAACAUGGAUUCAGUGUGGCUCUGACAUCCCGUGCCAGGAUCCAGCAAACCAACACCCUCCACCCCCAGGGCAAGAGGAGACUCAGCAAACUCAUUUCCCAGCUUGUGAAAUUAUUUGCAAUGUGGAUGUAAAGCAACUCAUUCAACUUCUCAUAGUGAUAA